Molecule: messenger RNA, 3604 nt
Organism: Pomacea canaliculata
Lineage: Eukaryota; Metazoa; Mollusca; Gastropoda; Architaenioglossa; Ampullariidae
Product: protein DD3-3-like
Exons: 16
Coding region: 225-2546 (773 amino acids)
Source: RefSeq, a predicted model, not a curated record
ACUCUUGGUUAGCUGGGUGGUAGGCGGAUCAAAACAAGACGCAGUUACCUAGCGUUGGUUCACCAGAAAGUCACAGCACGAACUAUACACGUCCGUGCUCACAGUAAAUCAAGCGUACACUGAACUUGUUUACGCCAUUUGUUUAGCGAACCUGUGACAGAAAUCUCUUAUCGGACUAAGCGUCGACCUCGAGUUUUCUGGAAGGAAGAUCUGAUUACUUGAUAAUGAAAACCUGGACCAUUGUCUUUGGUAUGCUUCUCUUUACUAGCGGUGUCAACAGUGAUAUUUACCUUCACAAUCCCAGGGGAAGUAACAACAGACUGGAUGAACAAAACAGAGAUAGAAAUAAUGCAAACAGGUUAUUUGACUCUCAGAACAAUGACAGAGGAGGAUAUAAUGUGGGAUCUUUGUAUUACUAUGGUACUUCUGUUUUGCAAGUAGAGUGGACAAACCAGCAUUCUUGUCAUCAUCCUAACAGCCACUGUGAGCUGGUCUUACAGUAUAUGUGUGGAGACCUUGUGCGAGAUGGUGCCACAGUCACAACUAUACCUGAAAAUCGUGCACAGUGUGAGAACUACAACUGCAACACUGAUCAGAGAUUUGGCAUGCAUGAAAACUAUGAGUACUACUUGAUGUGCAAGACCCGGGAGAGGAACAAGGGGCUAUUUACUGCCGAUCAGAACCUGAAUAACAAGAACACAGCUCAGUACACUCGCCAGAAUCCUGGAGGAACAAGACGUGGAUACGAAUGUCCAGAGGAGAGGGACUACUAUCCCUACUGGCACCACUCUCCCUGGGUGGACAUUGCAGUGAUGACCAACAAUGCAUCACGCUGCCAUUACUACCAGACAGAAAGCCAGAAUGUCAAAGACCGCUGGGAAUGUGUACUGCCUUUUGCCACAGUUGAGAAAUAUGUGUCUCAAAAUCUUGUACUACCUAACACACAGGAGGAGUGUGAGGCAUUUUACUGGCCCCUUAAUAACAAGAAUGGAACAAGAGCUGAGUGGGUGAGGUAUCCUUCACAUGGGGUAGAUCCGCCCAGCUGCCAAGAGACAGAGUUCACGAGGGACAAUCAUCUGGGCAGUGGGCUAGGUGGACAGCCCAACUUGUACAACUGGACAAUUCCAAAUAUUGACAGAGACAGCUGUGUGCUUCGUAUUAGGUACAAUAUCUCUACCAAUGAUUAUGAUGGCUGGAACACCAAUGCCACUGUAAAUGCUGAGAAAGGACGUCUGCAAGAUGGUGCUAAGGUCAGCUUGGCUGAGAAAUAUGGGUUUGCUUCUGAUGCUGUUGCACGCAGCAGAGGAUAUAUUUUUAAGAAUAAUCCAGAAGUGAAACUAUUUGAAGGUGCAGACUUCACACUCAGACUUGCUGUGAAUACAGCACAAUAUGGGCGAGUGUUUCAAGACAGAUCACACACUUUUUCAAUCCUUUCACAACCAAAAGAUGUGAAGGGUACAAUUUACAAUCUCAAUGUUCGUGGGAAGCGUGGUAACAUAGUGCAAGUGUAUCCAGCUGUGGAAUAUGAUUUUGUGCCGAACACUCUAGAACUUUCAGCAGGGGAUUCCAUUCACAUACAGUGGACUGGCUCUAAUACUAACCCUGGAAACAAUGAUGGACAAGGCCUUGCUGGAAGUGAUCGCAGCAAUAUUGUAUUACUGAACGCACAGCAGUAUCCAGAGGGUGGUACACAGAAAUUUGGACCAGGUGGAAUAUAUGGUCAUUAUGGGGUAAAUUACCCCAUGGCUUUCAACAAUCUCACAUUUCUUGGUCUGUCUCAGGUGGAUGUGAAAGCUCUUGCUUACCUUAAUCCAGGUCAAUUUGGUGGAGAGAUGUCACAGCUUGAUGAUGCAGGAACUUACUUUGACCUUGGAUUGCGAACAGUGACCUGUCCAGCUGGAAUCUACCAUUACAUGUGCACACGAAACAAUAAUUUCUCCAACCGUGACCAGAAAGGACGCAUAGUUGUCAAUACAAAUCGCAUAGCCCUAAAAGCUAUCGGUGCUAUGGGUGGAAAAAUGUCUCUUUCAGAUGGAUCAUUGGAGGUUAUUGUUGAACCAGGCGUAUUUAAUGAUCUCCAGAAGAUUCGUGUUGAGCAGUGGACGACACAGCAAGCAGAAGAGAGAAUGAGGGAAUAUAAUCGUGAGAUGACAGUUGAAGGGGAUUAUGCAAGCUACUUUUAUCUGAUGACUCCAGAACACAUAAUAGCAGGAAACAGUCAAGGUUUCACAACCAAGAUGAAGGUUGAUUCUGGGGAUGUUUCAGUGUAUCGUUCCACAUCAUCCAGCUUUGCAACGUGGACACAGGUAUCAGGUGUGAACACGAAAGAUGGUGUUGCCACCUUUCAAGCAUUGCAGGGUGGUGUAUAUGUUGCUGUAACAUCCAAACCAAAUGUGGGCAUGAUUGUCGGCAUCACUAUUGCAUGUGUGGUGGCCAUAGCUGUAGUUGUUGGAGCAAUUUGUUAUUUCCGUCGUAACCCAGGCAAAUGGCAGGCUGUUCAAACAAGCUGCACAAAUGUUAAACGUUCAGUUAAAAGUAAAGUUUAAGAGCUUGCUAUCAAUCUUCAUUACAGUAACCAUGAUAGAUGUCUUUAGACAUUAUAUAAAUGCAAUGUCUUGAUGUAAGUUACUAUCUGUCACAUUCAGUGCAAGAUACAUUUGUAAAAUUAAGAGUUCAGAGUUUGGAUGCAGAUUGUAAGAAAACUGGUUUUUGCUUUUUCUUUUGGAGCUAUGGAGUAUUAAAAAUAGUUUUCACUCCUUCAUACAAAGUCAUAAACAACAAAAACAAGAAUUUUACAGUUUAGUGUACUGCCUCUGAAAAAUGUAUUUCAUAACAUUCAAGUCAAUUUCAAUUUGAAAAUCAACUUUAUUGUAGUGUCUGGCAUUUUACACGAAUUCAUUAAAAAAUAUAUUUCUAUCAAAAUCUUUCAAUUCAUAGACACUGCUCAAAAGGUAAAGGAAUUUUGGACCUUGACCUUGACACUCUAGAACUUACUGUCUGGCACAGUAUCUGCUGUCUGAAAUUGAACUUAUCAUUUUCUUGAUUUUUAUAUAUUUUGCCUGUUAUUUUACUAGCACCUUUUGCACAGUUCAGUUGCAUAUCGGUUACCGCCUGUCACCAGUACAAUGAGGAUUGGCUGUCCUGGGUUCAGAUUUUCUCAGGUAUGCUGUUCUUUCUCUAUGUGUGACAGGGCUGGCUGCUUGGCUUGAUAUAGCCAUGAUAUAGCCUGGCCCGAAGUAAAGCACCAAUUCACAACUCCCUCCCCUUACCAGCACAUUUCUCUGAUAUUACAGUUUACAUGCACAUCAGUACAAAAGUUUCAAAAGUAAAAUUUACUUAAACUGCUGAACUUUUGGGAUGAUGUUUUCCAGUCUGAAGGAGAAAGUUUUGAUUUAAGCAGAUGGAUGGCUGAAACAGUACACAUUUAACCACAUCCACACUGUUGCCUGGGAAGGUUACCUUCACAAGUUCACAUUCAAUGAUAAUAAAUGUAAAAUUUGUAAAGGAGCAUGCUUAAAAACAAGAAUGAAACAUGGACAGCAUAUGAGGGACAGGAAAACAAACAAAUAACAUAUGAACUAUAAAAGAAUAAACAACCGUACUA